AGGCUUCGCGGGAGCUAUGGCAAGCUCAAAGAUCUCGGUUAGUUUAGCUCGGCCAAAUCGGUUCCCGACUCCCAAGUGCUGUCGACAUAUAUCUCUUGACCGCGCGACGCCUCGUCUUUUCAACUGAAUCUCUUGGCUAUUAUUAUGUUUUCUUAAUUAAAAACGUGGAAUUCUAUACGCCAUGACAACCUACAUCCCCCAAAUUACCCUGCCUUACUCGGUAUUCACCAGCCCGGCUGCUUCUAUUCUGCUGCCAGUUGGGCUGGGAAGCCUCGUCGGCUGGAGCACUGCGCCCAAGAAGACAAAGGCAAAAUAUGCAGCGCUGAAGCAGCCGCCCUACUCGCCGCCCGCUUGGGUGUUUGGCCCUGCUUGGACAGUUCUGUACGGCCUGAUGGGCUAUGCUGCCUACCGUGCGGUUGACACUGGAAUGUCCCCGCUGAGCUCUGUCAUCCACCAGCGCAUGACCAAGCACGGCGCGACUCUUUACUCUAUCCAGCUCGGUCUCAACCUUGUCUGGAUGCCGCUCUUCUUCGGCCUCAAGCGUCCGGUCGAGGCCAGCGUCGACAUCCUGGCUCUCGUCGGGAUCAACUCGUACCUCACAUAUCUGUGGGGCUCUGUCGACCGCGUUGCCGGUCUCUGUCUGGCCCCCUACGUGGCCUGGCUCAGCUAUGCAUCUUACCUCUGCAUUGGCGCAGGUUAUCUCAACGGCUGGGACAUCAAGGACAAGGAAACACCCAAGCAACAAUAAAGGUUGACGGUUGGCCUCGGCACUGCCGGUGGAUUUGGCGUUGAUCACUGUACAAAACCACAAAAUUCAGGGUCCAAUACCCUGAUGUCUCGAAACGACUGGUUUCGUCCCACUACGGAUUUCUUUUCACUUGGAUUGUUCUAUGUUAUACCCUAUAUGAGAUCCUUUGACCCCUCAAUCCCAACUUUCAGGCCAAAAAAAAGUUCGUUUAUAAAUAUCCAUGAUUGUGAGAAAUUUGACAAAGCUGGUAGUCAAUCCCACCUGACCAC
This is a messenger RNA of Pyricularia oryzae 70-15, 1017 nucleotides long. RefSeq names its product translocator protein. Gene Ontology annotation, cellular component: mitochondrial outer membrane. Bases 182 to 748 code for a protein of 188 amino acids. Lineage: Eukaryota; Fungi; Ascomycota; Sordariomycetes; Magnaporthales; Pyriculariaceae. The transcript has 2 exons. The record is from RefSeq and is a predicted model, not a curated record.